Panicum virgatum (switchgrass) is the source of this 1968-nucleotide messenger RNA. RefSeq names its product pyruvate kinase, cytosolic isozyme-like. Lineage: Eukaryota; Viridiplantae; Streptophyta; Magnoliopsida; Poales; Poaceae. The record is from RefSeq and is a predicted model, not a curated record. Bases 159 to 1700 code for a protein of 513 amino acids. Gene Ontology annotation, cellular component: cytoplasm. Gene Ontology annotation, molecular function: magnesium ion binding; potassium ion binding; pyruvate kinase activity. The transcript is spliced from 3 exons. Gene Ontology annotation, biological process: glycolytic process.
UCCUCUUCUACCGCGCCCCCAUUCUUGGAGAGCAAGAACAACGCAGCCCAAAAGCGAGAGAGACCGGUGGAGGAGCGCAGCAGCCCAUUCCCACACCACACGCGCCGCACCUUCUUCGCUUCCCCUUCGCUUCCGUCUCUCCCCGCGCAGAUCUAGCGAUGGCGGCGGCGGCGGCGGCGGGCGGCGAGCCGGCGUGGGGGGAGGCGCCCGCGGGGCGGCGCCGGCCCAAGACCAAGAUCGUCUGCACGCUCGGCCCGGCGUCGCGCUCCGUCGAGAUGAUCUCGCGCCUGCUGCGCGCCGGCAUGUGCGUCGCGCGCUUCAACUUCUCCCACGGCUCCCACGAGUACCACCAGGAGACGCUCGACAACCUCCGCGCCGCCAUGGACCGCACCGGGAUCCUCUGCGCCGUCAUGCUCGACACCAAGGGUCCAGAGAUCCGAACUGGAUUUUUGAAAGAUGGGAAGCCUAUUCAAUUGAAGAAGGGUCAAGAAAUCACAAUUUCCACAGAUUAUAGCAUUAAGGGUGAUGAGAAAAUGAUAUCGAUGAGCUACAAGAAGCUCGCAGUGGAUCUGAAACCAGGCAGUGUCAUAUUGUGUGCUGAUGGUACCAUCACUCUUACUGUGCUUCACUGUGAUAAAGAGCAAGGCUUGGUUCGCUGCCGUUGUGAGAACACUUCUAUGCUGGGUGAGAGGAAGAAUGUUAAUCUUCCAGGAGUUAUUGUUGAUCUCCCAACACUCACUGACAAGGACAAGGAGGAUAUCCUUAAGUGGGGUGUCCCAAACAAGAUUGACAUGAUUGCCUUGUCAUUUGUUCGCAAGGGUUCAGAUCUUGUGGAGGUUAGAAAGGUACUUGGCGAGCAUGCCAAGUCCAUAAUGCUGAUGUCAAAGGUUGAGAAUCAAAAGGGAGUAGCCAACUUUGAUGAUAUCCUGGCAAACUCUGAUGCGUUUAUGGUGGCAAGAGGUGAUUUAGGGAUGGAAAUUCCUAUAGAGAAAAUUUUCUUUGCACAGAAGGUGAUGAUUUUCAAGUGCAACAUUCAGGGAAAGCCUGUUGUUACUGCCACUCAGAUGUUGGAAUCUAUGAUCAAGUCUCCUCGCCCUACUCGAGCAGAAGCAACUGAUGUUGCAAAUGCAGUGCUUGAUGGCUCCGACUGCGUCAUGCUUAGUGGUGAGACAGCUGCUGGGGCAUAUCCAGAGCUGGCUGUGCAGACUAUGGCCAAGAUCUGCUUGCAAGCAGAGUCUUGUGUUGACUAUGGUGCUGUAUUCAAAUCAAUCAUGGCCUCAGCUCCAAUUCCAAUGAGCCCAUUGGAGAGCCUUGCAUCAUCGGCUGUCCGCACAGCAAACUCUGCCAAGGCAGCGCUUAUCUUGGUCCUGACUAAGGGAGGAACAACUGCUAGGCUUGUGGCCAAGUAUAGGCCAUCCAUGCCGAUACUGUCUGUCGUAGUUCCAGAGCUGAAGACCGACUCCUUCGACUGGACCUGCAGUGAUGAGGGGCCAGCACGGCAGAGCCUCAUUGUGAGGGGUGUGAUCCCAAUGCUGAGUGCCGCCACUGCCAAGGCCUUCGACAGUGAAGCCACUGAUGAAGCUGUCGGUUUUGCCAUCGAGAAUGCGAAGGCUAUGGGGCUAUGCAACACCGGCGCGUCUGUUGUGGCCCUGCACCGGAUCGGGACUGCAUCCGUCAUCAAGCUCUUGACUGUGAACUAGGGGGGGCAGGAACACCAUUUUGCCUGGGGGUGAUUUUUGUGAGUCUGCUUAAGCAUACCAGCAUAUCUUCUACAGUUUUUGUUGCCAAAGAUAGUGACUUUGGGAGUUCGGGUUUUGGUUCCUUGGGUGUCACGAGGCUGUGAGAAUUUAUCACUAGAGGUUAGGCAUUUAAACAAUCACCAACCAAUAUAGCUACUUAUCUGCAGCUGUGUUGCUGCUGCUACUAUAUUAUUUGAACUUCAUGAUUGUUUCACAUGCUUGCUGAUUA